AUGGUGCAAGGACCUUGGGGUACUAACCAAAUGCUUCGAAAUCAUGUUGGUGGCAGCUAUGCGAUUCCGGGUCAGUGGGGAAGUGCGCCAUUCAUGUCUGGUGGAUGGAGAGGUCCAGCAAUUACUUCAGGAACUACAUCUAGCGCUCUGAUGCCUACACACCAUAGGAAUCAAGGCUUCACUUACGAUCACCGUCUUACUGGCCCUUAUAUGCCUCAAAACAUGAUGUCGCAUGCUCCGGUCAUCACGAGUGGACCGAUGAUGGGUAGUUCGGCAAUGGUUAUGAACGAACCGAUAAUACACGAUAAUGGGUUUGGCGGAUACGACGAUGGCUAUAUCAGCGAUUAUGGUGGAUACUGUGACGCUAGACACAAGAAGAGGAGGCACAAGAGUCAUUACAAGUACAAGUAUACGGACAACCCCGCAACCAACUGCACAGUUAUGUGA
Molecule: messenger RNA, 447 nt
Organism: Alternaria arborescens
Lineage: Eukaryota; Fungi; Ascomycota; Dothideomycetes; Pleosporales; Pleosporaceae
Exons: 1
Coding region: 1-447 (148 amino acids)
Source: RefSeq, a predicted model, not a curated record